Lates calcarifer (barramundi perch) is the source of this 4785-nucleotide messenger RNA. It is a transcript of the gene pard6b, whose product is annotated as par-6 partitioning defective 6 homolog beta (C. elegans). Gene Ontology annotation, molecular function: protein kinase C binding. NCBI's taxonomy places the organism in Eukaryota, Metazoa, Chordata, Actinopteri, Centropomidae. The transcript has 3 exons. Gene Ontology annotation, biological process: centrosome cycle; establishment or maintenance of cell polarity; regulation of cellular localization. Bases 354 to 1562 code for a protein of 402 amino acids. The record is from RefSeq and is a predicted model, not a curated record. Gene Ontology annotation, cellular component: cell cortex; nucleus; apical plasma membrane.
UCCGGUGUCGCCAGCUCUCCAGGCUCAUACAGGGAGAGAGAGGUAGAGUCAUAGAUAGAGGUAAACCACAGACACAGGACAUAGUAGUUGUGUCGUAGCGGCGCCGACAUCGGCAAGUAUGAGAGGGGAUAAGUUUACAGGCUGAACCAGGCUGGUUGGCAGCCGUUGUCGCAUUCUUGGAGAGACAACGCGAACCGUUGAGACCGUCGGGAAAUCGCGGGACAGUCUGUGUGGCUGAAGAAAAUAACAGUUUUUUACACACUCGGUUUUUUGGAUACAGCAGCGGCGGCGGCAGCAGCAAGAACAGGGCGAGUGUGUGAGUGCUUUGGCGGCGGUCCCGCUGCUAGCGAAACAUGAACAAAAACCAACGAGUGCCGAGCAACCGUUCUCUGAGUGCCGUGGAGGUGAAGAGCAAGUUUGGUGCAGAGUUUCGUCGGUUCUCUCUGGAUCGGUCAAAGCCGGGCCGAUUUGAUGAGUUCUAUGGCCUCCUGCAGCAUGUGCAUCGCAUCCCCAAUGUGGAGUUGCUGGUGGGCUAUGCUGAUGUGCACGGUGACCUGCUGCCCAUCAACAAUGAUGACAACUACCACAAGGCCAUAUCCACUGCCAGCCCUCUACUCAGGCUGUUCCUGCAGAGGAAAGAGGAAGCUGAUUACACCGCAUUUGGUACGGACUCGCUGACCAGGAAGAAAAACACGGUGCUUUCUGCAGUUCUUCUGCGGCCUGACACCAACAGGAAAAAACCACCAGUCAUCAUUAGCCUCCCUAAGGACUUUCGCCCGGUCUCCUCCAUCAUCGAUGUGGACAUCCUCCCUGAGACGCACCGACGUGUUCGCCUCUACAAACAUGGCCAGGAGAAACCACUGGGCUUCUACAUCCGCGAUGGCUCCAGUGUACGGGUCACCCCACAAGGCCUGGAGAAGGUUCCGGGGAUAUUCAUCUCUCGCAUGGUGCCUGGUGGGCUGGCGGAGAGCACCGGCCUGCUAGCAGUCAACGACGAGGUGCUGGAGGUGAACGGUAUUGAGGUGGCUGGGAAGUCUCUGGAUCAGGUGACGGACAUGAUGAUCGCCAACAGCCACAACCUCAUCAUCACCGUAAAGCCUGCCAACCAGCGGAACAAUAUUGUUCGUAGUGGAGGAGGAGGAGGAGGAGGUGCUGCGUCUGGUAGCUCAGGACGCUCGUCGGACAGCGGUGCCAGCUACUAUGGGGUUGGUGCUGCGGCUUCCAUGCCCUCGCACAUCAUCCAGAACUUCCCUGUUGGGGAGCUGGAGAGCGAUGAGGACGACGAGGACCUGGUGAUCGAGGCAGGAGGCGAGGCCGAGCCAAUCACACGCGCACCCUCCAACUAUAGCAUGCCCUCGCUGCCUCGGUAUGAGCCGCACCUCAACCUUCGCACUGCCUCCACGUCCGCCUCCGCCUAUUCCAUCAACGCUAAUGGGACCCUACCAGCCAGCGGCAGCAGUGGGUCACUAAGCUAUGCCAAUGCCACUUCAACCACGCCAUCGCCAGACAGAGCAAUGGAGAAGCGGAGUCUGGAGGAGGAUGGCACCGUUAUAACUCUGUAGACUAGGCAUUCACACAAUUAACACUGGAAACCAGAGAGAAGAAAACACCUGGGAGUCAUGGAUGGGCAAAUCAAACGCAGGAACAUCCUGUUUUAUCCUACAGUGACUACCUGAGAAGCACAAUGAUGUGUGUACAAACUCAAUAUUAACAUGAUGAUGACACCUAAAUGUUUGUACAUCCUAAGAUUUACACAUCAAACACUGCACCCCAUAUCUUGCUUCUCUACAUGCCAAUUACCAAGCAUGUGUGCCAUAGUGGUGACCCCACCCUCACAGUUAUGCAGGCACAACAUUGUCAGAGAAGGAAGUGAAGACAAUGUGUAGUUUGGUUUGGUUUUGUUUGUCUCCUACCCUCCACUUUCUUUCUAAACCACUAGGAAGCACUUGUUUUAACCCAUAUACUGUUGUUACACUUAGUGUCCACUAGAGGGCAGAGAUGUGACAUCAAAUCCACCCACAUUUCUUCUCAGUAGUCCCAAAGUCCUGUGAACACGUCAGCUCCACACCCAAUAGCAAACACUGAAGCAGGAUCUUGGCUCGAGCAUUUGUUGACAAUCUGUGCUGGUUUUUUGCCUUGUCACCCACAGGCCCCCACCCCUGCAUCACGACUACCUGCCUUCCAUGCUCUCCUCCCCCCAGGUGACCACAGCAUGCAAUUGGUAAAUAGUUGCGGUACUUUCCACAAAAUUCAGUACCACAACAAUAGACCAAAUGCUGAGAUCUGCAAUAAAACUGUAGUUUUUAUUUGAGGACAAACCACCUAAAAAACAAGUCUGGGCUCUUUGUGUUGGCUCAGAUGCUUUUAACCACUGUUUUUAGCCGUGUUUUCUCUUUACCUGCUGUGUUAAUGACUGACUGAAAGGCUGAUGAUUUGAAUCAUUCUUGGGAGAAACAUGUAUUCUGAAAAUCUCUUUACCAUUAGUCCUGUGUUUUAUAUCAUUUGAAUGUUUUGUCUCGGUUUCUUUUCUUUUAUAUAUAGUACAUGUAUCUCACAGGUGACUGCAUGACCAUACUCCAUCUGACUGACUGGAAGUGGCGAGUCACUCCAUAAAAUUGGUCCUACCUGGGAAUGGGACAACUUAGAAUUAAUUUUCUUCAUAUUGCACUCCCGCUCCUUUCCAUGACAAGGGCUAUUUCCCCUGCUGCAUGUGUACAAAUGAGAAAAUGUGAAUGUGAUUUAUUUUUUUUUGUUUGUUUGUUUUCUCCCUCUUCAUUCUCUCUGGACCACGACUCAAUAUAUCUAAUCUCAGUGCUGUACAGUAUAAUCAUCUCUGUUGUUUUCUAGCCAGGCCCUGGGUUCACUUGGAUGUGUCCUGAGACAUUCACAUAUGAAAAGUGUUCUCUCCAGUAUUUCUGCAUAUCCUUUUUGUAUCAGUGUAAUUGAAUUAAUGACACACUAUGAGGAAAAUAUAACACAGCAGCUGUAUUCAGCAGAUAUUCUAAAUAUUGACUUUGUUCCUAAAUGGCUGGACUGUAACACUGUUAGCAAAUACAACCACAGAAAUGAGUUGAAAUGAGUUGUACAUACAGUGACAAUAGAGAAUCUGUCUGUAUCUCAAAAAUAAACCCUGCUCAGAGUGAGUCAUAUUUAAACAAACACAUGCAGGUACACUGGGCACAAACUGAUUCACUUUCUGUAUUUGUUAAGGGUGAGUUAAAGCACAUAUUGGUUCUAAUCUGCAUUUGGCAUUUCCAUUGGAUCUGUUGCUUUCAUGAACAUCUUCUCAGCAAAAACUUGACUGACAGAUUAAGUUUAAAAAUUCACUGCUGUUUUUGUUUUAAAACAAAUCCCCUUAAGACAAAUGUGUUGUUUUGGGCUGUAUAAACACAAUUGACUCAAAUCUGAAUUCACCAACACAUUUUUAUAGUGCAACUUCAACUUUAAAUUUUAUUUGUGGGUUUUUUUUGGCAUUUAACUCCAAUUAAUGUGCUGAUGAAAUCACUAAGAAAUUUGUGUUCCUGAUCACAUCCUAUGAAACGUUCCCAACAAAAACAACUAAUCGUGGCUCAGUUUUAAUUCCUGUUUGUGAAGCAGAUCCAUAGCACUUAUUGGAAGUAAAUAUCCAUUACCGUUACAUACUGCAGUUAACUGGCUCCCUGCAGUGAGAGCAGAUGUUCGAUUAUUUCUCUUAUUGAUUUUCAGCAUUUGCUUUCCUGUUAAAAGUAUCAUUCUUUUUUCUCACUCAGACGUAAUUGACACACAGAAACAAAGUCACUUUCAGUUAUGUUUGUUGGUUUCAUCUGAGCCAAUGUGCACUCCUAAUGAAACACAGUACACUCACCAUCACACCAAUGUUUAUCAUUUGUAGUUCUGUUUAUUGUUUGAGUAUCUGAUGAUCAGACAGUAUCCAUGACUGGAAACCAACACACAGGUAGUGUAUGUGCAUUCACUGUUGUAUUAUUUAUAUAUAUAUAUAUAUAUAUAUAUAUAUAUAUAUAUAUAUAUAUAUAUAUACAAGGUACUGUUUUUUUGGCCUUUUAUAGUGUAGCAGGUGAUGGUUGGAUUCUGUCUUCUUUCAUUCCCAACUUUAAACACGGUGAUGAAUGGUACUCUGAAUGGAAGAUUUUUAGAAAUCAAUGUUAAUUUAUUUUCUGUAUCUCUAACUUUAUCACAGGACACUGGGAUUGUAACCAUGGUGACAUUUUUAUUUAUUCUCUAAUCAUAUGUCGGCAUAUUGUCUUUCUUUGUACACAUUUUAUGACUUUAUUUUUUAUAACUGACAUGUUUUUGUUUAUUCAUGAUUGUUGUUUUGGUCAUAAAUUUUAAUGGUACAGUAGACGUUAUUGCCCAUUAGAUGAUUUCAGUAGCUAGUAGAUUUCACUGUUCUGGCUAAAGCAACAGGGGAAUCUGUGCAAGACAUGACACUAUUGUUUUUUUUUUGUUUUUUUCCAUACUGUGAAUUAUUAUUAUUUUGUGGGAGAAAAACAGUUGUAUCAGCACAACCUCAAAACAGGCUACAUGUUUUGCUUUGAGUCUGACUUUUUUUUUUAUUUUUUUAAGUGAUUGAGCAAUGAUUUUUGCUUGCCAGAUAAAUCCUAUGGUAUAGAUUUGUAAUGAAGAUUGUCAGUAUUUUCAUAUCAAUACUAUAUAUGAUGUAAAUUUUUAUCACAUUUAAUGAAAAUGUUUUAAGAUUCAGUUGGAGAUGUAUGAAUACAGAGAUGUACACCUGUAAUUACUGAUUGAAGGAGAUGGAUAAAAUAAACUAAUAUGUAGCAAUCUUCA